AUGUGCCACUUUCAGGUCUCCUCACACUGCUGGUGUGUUCCAUUUUUUGUCAUAGGGUGCUGGCAGAUUACGGGCCUCCCAUUGCUGCUGCCAGGCCCGUAAUCUGCCAUGGGCCCCUAGUACCGCCUCCUCAUGCUGCUGCCAGGUCCAGAGUGUGUCAUGGGUCCCUGUACGGCCUCCCAUUGCUGCUGUCUCCAUCGCCACACUCUGCCAUGUGCCACUUUCAGGUCUCCUCACACUGCUGGUGGUUUCCAUUUUUGUCAUAGGGUGCUGUAUGGCCUCCCAUUGCUGCUGCCUCCACCGCCACACUAUGGCUCCACACUCUGGUUUUGGCCCCGUGACUGCCCAAAUGAGUGAAGUGUGCGGUGAUUCUAAGAUCGACGGCACUCAUCUGCAUGUCAUACUG
Staurois parvus is the source of this 406-nucleotide messenger RNA. The record is from the annotation of a GenBank genome assembly. NCBI's taxonomy places the organism in Eukaryota, Metazoa, Chordata, Amphibia, Anura, Ranidae.